GAAAAGGUCAAGCUCCAGCAAGAAUGGAUCUCGGACUUGUCCGACCAGAACGAAAUGCUUGUGAGAGCUGUGGAAGAACUAGAACACGAAGCCACCGAAAGAGUGCGGAUUUUGGAAGAUAAAUUGCAAAAAAGUGCCCAAUGUCUUUGCGAGGUGAUGAAGAGGUACCGCGAGUAUGACGUUACCAAUAACUUACUAGCUGAACCUUUGCAGAAGAUGUUUACCUUAGAGAGCGACCAGAAGAACCUGGUGGAGUUCAUCAGGAGGGUCCGGGAAGAGCAGAAGUGGAGCGUGGGCGGACUCAAGUUCUUCGAUAUUACCUACAAGGACUUAUUCGGGUCCGCGAAGUCGGAGGGGGACUAUUGUGACGUAAAAUGUAAAGAUGAGUGUCCCAUCAAAAGCCCUGCCAAGGAGCAGGAGAAGUUAAAAAUCAGGGAAAGCUCAAUCAAGGAACUGGAGGUGCAAAUCGACUACUUCAAGUCCUUCGGUGACGUGGAAGGCAUGGCGAAGGAGCUCAAAUGCAAAAGGGCUGAAUGUGAGAAUCUCAAAACGAGUAUGACGGACAGUCAGCAAGCUUUGGUGGAGGAGAUUGCCUCGAAGCACGACCAAAUAAUGCAGCUGAGGAGGGACUGCCAGCAGCUGGAGGAGAGGUGCAUACAGGCGGACAAACAGACGGCUUUCAGGGACGAUAUCAUCAAGGAGCUGAGGAAGGAGAUCAAGCAGCUGAAACAACAGCUGACUCAGGAGGAGGUCGUGAAACUAAAAUGUACGAUCGACGACCUCCAGAUGAACCUGCAGAAAACACAGGAAGUGAGGGAAGAAGAAGAAGCGAGGAAUCAAGCAAACUUGUUGAAGUUGAAGAACACCAUCCAUUCGCUGAAGUCUGCACUCGAAGAAGCCGAAGCGAAGUAUGAGAAAGACGUCAAGGCUUGCAAGAUUUGUAAAAGGCGUUCUAAAGUUGGAUUUUUAGAAAACGUAGAGGUCCAGGUCCAAUUUGAUGAGGAGCAAUUAGAGAAACAAAUGGAAGCGCUCGAGAACAAGGAAGAAAUAAUUAAGGUUCAGGGCAACACUUUGGACUUGAUGCAGCAGGAGUUGCUGGCGCUGAAGCAGGCGGAGUUUGAGGUUAGGAAGGACAGGGACAAGAUGUGCCAGGAGAUGCAGUCGUUGAGGGAGAAGGUCGCCGAUUUGGAGAACGAGUUGAAGAAUUCGGAGGAGAAGGCCGCUAAUUUGCAGAUGGCUGUGGAUUUAUACUUAAAUUCUAUCAACGUGCUGGAAGCGUCCCAGGAAAAGUAUAAGAUGGAGAUCGACCACCAGAAAUGCACGAUAUUCAACUUGCAGAAGGUCCUGGUGACCACCAAGCAGGAACUGGACGAAUUGAAACAUAAGUCCGAGGAAAACCAACAACAGCAACAGGCGCUCGUCGAUUGUUUCAACGCGGUUCUAUCCGACAUGGAGCAUACGAAAGACAACCUAGUGCAACAGUACGAAUGCGUGUCGGGGGAAUAUGGACAACUCCAAGAGCUCAAUUAUGACUUGGAAGUGGAGCAUUGCGACAGCUUGCAAGACGUUGACGUUUUGGAAAAUCAACUAUUUAAGUACCAAACGCUAUUGAGGUCGUCAGAGGACGCGAUAAAGCAAUACAAAGGCCAUAUGAGAAAGUUGUUGAAACAGAAAAAGGGCUACGAAGAAGUGAUAAGCUAUUUCAAGGAGGAGAUGACGAUAAUGGCGGACCAGUUGUGUAAUUUACAGGAAUUAUUGACCCUCUCAAAUGAGUCGACUCAAGAAGAGACCAACAAGCUGAUGCAAGCCUUCAUGAACGUGCAGUCCCUCAACGACAAGCUCUCCACGCAACUGACCGCCGCCGAGCAAAAAGUCCUGUUGGAAAAUCAGAUGAACCAGCUCCACGAGGCCAAAAUCAACGAACUCCGGCAGAUAAUCAGCGAGAGAGACCUGGACCUGUCCCGCCACGACGACGCCAUCUUGAACAUAAGGCAGACACUGAAGUGCUCCCUGAAGCAAAACGAGGAUCUCCAAGCCACCAUCAUCGCCCUACACGACACCAUAGUUCCGCUCCAGGAAGCCAUCAAGAAGUACGAGAUGGAGAACUGCAAAUCUAAAGAGAGCACCGAGAUGUGCCAAACUCAGAUAACGGCGUGCAGGGAGAAAUUGGAGGAGUUGAAGAACGCCUUGGACAGGAAGACUAGCGAGUUGUUCAAGCUGGAGAUGGCCUACAACGACCAGAAUAGGGCGUUGAAGACGGCACAGGUAGAGCUGAAGCAGAUGAAAGAUCGGCAGAAGAAUAAGCAGUGCCACAUGAAGAGCACCAUAGAGGUGUUGAGGGACAAGCUGGUGAAGGCGGAGGAGGAUUUUUCCAAGCUGAGGGACGAGUUUGCCAAGGUGCAGGCCCAGUUGACCGCCUUGGCUAGGAAGGAGGCCGUGAAAGACAUGGAGGUGAAGCGGUACAGGGGUAUUGUCGGCGAUUUGAGGAAUACUUUGAUAGAGCUGAAUAAAAGCCUCACGAACAGAGAAAUCCAAGCGCUCAAGCAUCAGGGCAAGUGCAUAAACGCCGAGUGCAGAAAGAGCAUGAACCUGUCCGGAGAAGCCAAGAAUUUGACAGACGUCUGCCUUAACUGUCCCUGCGAAGUAGAGUUUUAUCAAAGCAUCGUGGAGACUCUAAAAAAAUCCGUUAUCGACUUAAAGAGCAAACUGGCGGAGACGCAGCAGAAGAACAAACAGCUCGAGGAAGACAGCAAACGGAGGGAGGCCCAACUGGCCGAGAUCUCCAAGACGCACUCGGAAAAGGAUAAGGAGUACCACGAGCUCAGGAAGAGACUCGCGGAUAAACUGAAGCAGACCCAGGUGGAGGAGGGGCGCUACUUGGAGAUGGCGGCUCAGUUCGAAAAAGAAUUAAAUUCGGUACGGCAAGAGCUGGAGGUCAAGACCAACCAGUUAGAUGAGGUCAAGAAGAGCGCCCAGGAGAUCAACAGUUCUAGGUGUAUACAGCUGGCCUGUGCCCAGGAAGAAGUUAACAACUUGAAGGACGAGCUGAACGGGAUUCUUAGGAAGCACCGCGCUCUAAAUGCCGAGAAUGAAAAACUGCACACUCAAAGCGCCAUGAUGCAGUCCACGGUGGCCACUCUGGAAGAGAGGAGUCAGCUGCUCAAGAGCCAGUUGGAACAGUACCUCGGGGAGCUCCAGAACGUCCAGAGCGACAAGGAGGCUUUGAUGAAGAAAAAUCGGGACCUGCUCGCAGAGUUGCGCUGCAUACAGGGCUCUUAUUCCGCUGCGGACAAACACCAAAGGUAUACCACGGAGUCUGCAAAGGUUUUAGAGUCGGAAUUGAACGUCGUUCGGAAUAACCGCGACGAGAUAUGUUGUGACGUCAAAAAUGUCGUCGGUUACGUCCGGGCUUGGUUGCAAGAGCAGCGGAAAAUUAACGAGUACACUGCUAGAAGGGAGAGGGACUAUUGCAACACCAUACGCAGGUUGAGGCAGGAUUACGAGGAAAUUCAGUGCCAGAACUUGCCCCCAUGCCAGCGACCUUGCACGAGGAUGGUGACGCCUUGUCUCAAAUCUAAUUCUCCGCCGCCAAUGUGUCAAUCUCCCUGGAGUUUGGGAUCUCAGGGUACCGCUUCAGUACACGACAUCCACAGCCCCUCGAGAAGUCCCUAUCCCGACGAAAAUACCGACUGGUACUCGCCCACAUUUCGGAACGAUUCCGAAGAGGAAGAAGAAGACUGGGUUAGCAAGGUAGAGAAUCUGGCCGCCCAAGUUCGAAAGACCAACAAGAUGUGGAAGAACAAAAUGGGACAGUCGGACUACGGGGUGUCUAGAGACACCAAGAAGUAAAUUUAAAUUUUUCGUGCCAAGCAUUUAUUGUGGGUAUUAUUAGGACGCCUAUUUUUUUUAACGGUAUUAGUGUGUUAGGAAUUAUUUACGUAAUAAUAAGUAGAUAUUAAUCGUGUGAUAUCUGCCGUUUGACGGUGUACUAAAUUUUUGUUUUUUUUACAAUGUAAAUGAAUAUACACUUUUUAUAUAAUCAAUAAAUGAUCUCGAAUUAGA
Molecule: messenger RNA, 4062 nt
Organism: Anoplophora glabripennis (Asian longhorned beetle)
Lineage: Eukaryota; Metazoa; Arthropoda; Insecta; Coleoptera; Cerambycidae
Product: early endosome antigen 1
Source: RefSeq, a predicted model, not a curated record